GAGAUGCUUAGACCUACCAGAGAAGGAAAAUAUGUCUAAAAAGAAUCCCAUUUAUCUUUGUCCCCUACCAAGGCAAAGAAGCAAGAGCAAAGUGCGUGUUUCAAGACACAAAACAAUGGAAAGGCCCCAAAAGUUUUCUGAAGUAUCAAAUCCAUACCUAUAUAUACCAUCAUCAUUGAAUGGGAAGCAUUAGCUUCGUAAAUAAAACACCCUCUUAUUUGUUUUAAAGAACGUUUUCCUUGAUCAUCUAUGGCAGAACAAAGGCAAACAUUCCGAUUUCGGCUCCCUUGGCAGUCAGCACCAGUUGCGACUCCACCUCCACGUCCUUCAAGCGAAUCACAGCCCCCUCGUCCUAAAAUUGAAACCCAAACGCCUGCUCAAUCCAGCACUGCCUCCAUUCAGAGGCCACCAUUCAGGCCUGCAGGGAUUGCCUCGUCAGUACUGCCCCCUACAACUUCCCAAGCACGGGUAGCACAACCUCAAACUCGGCCACCACCAUCGCCAACAGUUGCUUCGAAGCCUCCAUCAGCACCUCAAACUCGGGCUGAAGCUCCAUCACCUUCACGGGCAGCGCCUCAAACCGGAGCUUCAGGCUCUGUGCCCUCAUCACCAUCUCGCACAUCUCAGGCCCAACCAGCACCAGGGACAACCUCUCCGCCUAUAUCUCGUUUAUCCUCUCCAUCUGCUGACCGACGGACAUCACAACCCUCUUCUCCAUCUCGCCCAACCGCUCAGGUGCAACCAACCAGGACAACGAAAUUACAACCACUACAAGAAAGCUCUCAGCCUUCGGCCGCGGCCACUCAGCCCCCAUCAUCUCUCUCUGAGAAAGAACCAAAGCCAGUGGUGUCUCGUUUAUCCUCUCCACCUGCUGACCGAAGGACAUCACAGCCCUCUUCUCCAUCUCGCCCAGCAGCCCAGGUGCAAACAGAUGUAACAACGAAAUUAAAACCUACAAUUCAAGAAAGCUCUCAGCCUUUGGCUGUUGGCACUCAGCCCCCAUCGUUUCUCUCUGAGAAAGAACCAAAGUCAGUGGUGUCUCUGCCACCAUCACAACAACCUCAACUCAAGGCAGAAGUGCCAUCACAAACUUCUCCAACUCAAAGGUUAGAUUCUAAUGCCAUUGGUGGCGAUGCUAAGCCAAAGUUAGAGGAAAGGGAAGUAGGGAAGGAAGUAGUGCGAGAAAUAAUUGAAGAAAAAACAAAUGGAUCAAGUUAUGAAGACCGAACAAAGAAGACAAUCGGUGCUGCGUUUCAAGAAAAACAGAAGCCAAAGUGGGAGAAGGAAGAAUCUUUUGACAGAAAGGAGGCAUUUGGCGCCCCCAGUUCUAUUCCAAAACAGAUCAACAUUGCAAGUUCAAGACAUCCGAAGGAAAGGAGAUCAUCAAGCACAUUAACUACACAAAAACCGAGUGUUAUCUCCAACGGAGAACAACUUCCCCUGCACGAAGAGGUAAGGAAAGAUAUCUCUACAUUCGUUCAAAAGCUUACCACUAGCCAAUCCGAUUAUAAAAAGCCAAUUAGUGUCAUAACCCUAUCUGGUGAAAAUAGAGGAGCAUCAAUGCAGCUGGGCUUAGAGUCGACCAAAACAGAUGAAUUUGUUCCCAUUCACCGGGGUUACAAGCUCAACCCAGAUGAGAGCACUGAAGCUACCACUGAUGGAGAAGGGAGCUCCACGGAUAAAAGGUCCAGAGAUCCAACCCCCAAAGAAAAUCCCCCAUCAAGGGCAUAUGUUAAUAGCAAUAUACAGAGUGUCAAUAACUCCAUUUUGUUCGACACUUCGGUCACCGAAAACAAUCCUGGCGUCCGGUUGGUUGUAUCAAAUUAUAAACAAGAAGAACCAAUGAAAGCGAAUGGUAAACUGGAGCCGCUUGAAACACACAAGGCUGAGUUUAACGUCACUCCGGCGGAGAAGCGUACGUAUCAACCAACAGUAAGAAGACGGUGCCUCAGAGGCCUUUUCUUGGAAUCAAGUGACUCGGAUCCAGAUAAUCCUGAAAAGCCUCGACGUCAUGGUUGCCGGUUUAGCUGUGGGGAGAAGGACAAAGAGAGAGAGAUCGGGGUACUCUGAGCAGGUGCAUUACAGUUCCUAGUAUCUGCUGAAUUACCGUCAGAAGAAUACAUUUCGUGUUUGUUUAGAAUAAUAAUGUUUGUCACACAUUGAUAAUAAGGAUGUUAAUAACAUUCACCAAGUCAUGCUAUGCUUUCUGUGUCAUGUUGUUAUUCUCUAAAGCUACCUCAUAUUUUAUAUAUUCCAACUCCAUGUUCAUUGGGUUUAAGGUAA
Messenger RNA from Carya illinoinensis, 2283 nucleotides. Its product is annotated as proteoglycan 4. The coding region runs from base 250 to 2070 and encodes 606 amino acids. NCBI's taxonomy places the organism in Eukaryota, Viridiplantae, Streptophyta, Magnoliopsida, Fagales, Juglandaceae. The transcript has a single exon. The record is from RefSeq and is a predicted model, not a curated record.